AUGCAGCCGACGAUUCCGCAGGGCGCGACGGGAGGAGGCAGUGAUAUGGACCUCCCUGCGGCGGUGCAGCCGAUGGAUUGGUUGUUCAAAAAGGAGCGCAUCUAUCUGCUGGCCCAGUUCUGGCAACAGCGUGCCACGUUGGCGGAAAAAGAAGUAAACUCGCUCAAGGAGAAACUGUCGACCACGGACCGGGGCAGCAUGGACGGUGCGGCGAUCGCCAUCGCUCCGCCGACCACGACGACCACGGCGACGACGACGACGUCGCCGACACCGAUAAUCGAGCAGAACGGGAUUGCGCCACCGUCACCCUCGACGACGCCCGUCUCGGAGAGUGGCAGCAUCGGCACCCGAGGGGUCCCGGAAGUCCCUGCCAGUCCCCCGGCGUCGGACCAGAAGCGAGCGAUGAGCGAUUCGCGAUCACCCGUCAGUCCGAUGGAGCUCGACCGGAAGGGGCUGGAGCACCUCUCGCACAACAACAACAACAACUGCAUCGGGAGCAGCAACAACAACAACCACAGUCACGGCCACCACCAACGGCGGACACCGACGCCACCCGGGGUGGAGAAGAUGGACUGUGAAAGUGCGAGUGUAGAUACGAACGAUGGGUCGAAAGUGAAGGACAAUCGGGAGGCCGACAAUGGGGAGGCCGAAGCCACCGAGGGUGGUGUGGUGUGUCACAGCAACGGCGAGCCGGAGCGCAAGGACACGCCCGCGAAGGAGCCCGCGGUGCUGGACGGCAGGACGAGAUCGCUCAGCGAGGAGCUAUCGGCCAAGGAUCGAGAGAUAUCGCUCCUGUUCGAGGAGGUCGGCCGGCUGCGGACGGCCAUCGCCAACAUCCAGGAGUCGCACAACCUGCAGAUCCAGCGGCUCGAGGACCGGCUGGAGGAGAAGCGCCAGCACAUCGUGCGGCUCGAGUCGCGCAUCGAGAAGCAGCAGGACUUUGACGACAUCAAGAAGGAAAAUAGCAUGCUACGCUCGGUGGACCUGAGCGCGUCCCACGAGUCGAAACAAUUCCAGGAGCUGCUGCUCGAACGCACCAAAGCGCUGGCGGCCCAAACCGAAGCAAUCAAAUCGUCGUCGGCCAACUCGGAAGGAUCUCCACGUGGCCGGGUUCACGAUGAUACCACCACCGGCAGUGGUGGUGUCGCCCUGCAACCCACCCGUGCCCUGUCGCCGCCCGCCAACACCGGGCGCACUAGCACCCACAGUAGUAGUAGUCGCAGUAGUAGUGGCAGUAGUAGUAGCAUUGGAAGUGCCACCGGUUGUGUUGUUGUAACGGGUAGUAACGCUAGUAACGCCAGCAGUGGGCCCAUCGAAGGCGAGUCGCGUAACGCUUGUAACGACCUCACGGCUAACGCUGCUGCCGCGGGCGCAGCCGGCAGCUACCACCACUCGUCCUCGUCCUCCUCCGCAUCCACCUCCGCUUCCGCCACUAACACCACCGCAGCAGGUGGCAGCAAUGCGUCGAACGAGAUUAACAAUAAUUCGCUCGCCUCGACACCGGGGCCGCACCACCACGUGCGGGUCCCUUCGCACCAGGGCUCACCCCAACUACCGCCCCAACCACCGUCUGCCCCGAACGGACCGGUGACCUCCGCCGGUGGUGACGUGACAGGCCUGGGAUCCUUCCUGCCGCCACCGCUUCAGAACGUGGAGCAGUUCGGGUCGUUCCUGGGCGAGGAACUGGUCAGCAGCUGGCGCCGGGCCGGAGCACUGGAUCUACCGCUGCCACCACCUCCGCCCGGGCUGGCCGCGGCCGCCGCAGCCGCCGCAGCAGCCGCUGCGGCUCGCAACCCGGCCUUACUAAUGAACCACCACCACCAUGUUAACUCGCCUCCGACAGAUCUGGCCGCGCUCGGGCACCACCACCACCACAGCCAGCACCACCACAGCGGCCACAACCUGCAGCACCACCAGCAGCCGGGGCCGGGCAGUGACGGGCCAGACGGGAAGGCGAGCAGUCUGCACGAGAACUCGUCCUCAGCCAGCACGCCGAUCCUGCGCGAAGACGCGUCCUCCCGGCACGACGAGCACCUGAACGGGGGCGGUCUCACGCCCAUGUCCAUCUCGAAAAGCCCGCUGGAGGACAACAACAACACGCUCGGUGCCCUCGGGCGCAUGGACGGUGGCGCAAGUGCCGCCGCCAACCUCAUACAGGGACUUCCGUUUCAAUUCCCCGAACGCGGCCACUUCCGGUUCGCCGACUCCUCCGACCUGCCGAUGCCACCGGGUGCGAUGGUGGGCCGACUCGGCGACUCGCUCAUCCCGAAGGGUGACCCGAUGGAGGCGAAACUGCAGGAGAUGCUGCGCUACAACAUGGACAAGUACGCGAACCAGAACCUCGACACGCUCCACAUCUCGCGCCGCGUCCGGGAGCUCCUGUCGGUGCACAACAUCGGCCAGCGGCUGUUCGCCAAGUAUGUCCUCGGGCUGUCGCAGGGCACCGUGUCGGAGCUGCUGUCGAAACCGAAGCCCUGGGACAAGCUGACGGAGAAGGGCCGCGACAGCUACCGGAAGAUGCACGCGUGGGCCUGCGACGAGAACGCGAUCCUGCUGCUCAAGUCGCUCAUCCCCAAGAAAGGUGCAGAACCCGGAAUGCCAUCAUUCGGUCGACCGGACGGUGACCUGAGCGACGACCGGAUCCACCACAUCCUCUCGGAGGCCUCGAUGAUGAAGCGCGAUCAACCGCCGACGGCCGCCCAGCAGCAACAGGCGGCGGCCCAGGCCCAGCAACAGGCCCACCACCACCAGCAGCAGAUGCGCGAACAGAUGCAACUCCAACAGCAGCAACUCCAGCAACUGCACCUGAGCGGACUGGACGACUCGACGCAGCACAGCGACACCGACUCCAAGUCACCGCCGGGCCGGGACGUCCACUCGCCCUUCGCCAAAGACUUCCACAGCGGGCGGGGCGGCAGUGGCGGCCCAGCGUCGGGACGACCCAAGAAGUUCGAGCACGACGACAUCCCGCAGGACAAGAUCUCCAAGAUCUACCAGGAGGAGUUCUCCAAGCUGAUUCGCAGCCCGCGCGACUUCCCCAAUAUUCUCUUUCCCCACAUUCUCAGCGGUGCCGGCGGCGGUGGCGUCGGCGGCGGGAUGCCUCCGAUGGACCGGAUGGACGACAACAUCCGGAUGGCGCUGGAGGCGUACCACCGGGAGUUGGCGAAGCUACAGCAGAACGCGCAGAUGCCCAACUUCCUGGCCCUUCACCAGCACCAAUACCAGCAACAGCAACAGCAACAACAGCAGCAGCAACAGGCGUCGCCGGCCGCGCCACAAACUCCAGCGCAGCCAUCGCAACCUCUGAACGGUGGCUCCGUGCAGGACUUGUCACUCCCGAAGGAGAAGCAGUCCGGGGCGUCCUCGGUGGACGGACGAACUCUCGGCCCUCGGUUGCUGAACGGUGGGGCCCUCUCGGACGCGGACUCCGACGCCGACAUGAGUCAGAAGGAACUGGACGAGGCGGGCCUGAAGCACAGCGCCUUCAGCUUGGUGAAGCCGAAACCUUCGGAGGCGUCCGGGCUCUGCACACCGACAACGACCACCUCGUCGACGGCGGCCAGUCCGAUCGGGAACAGUAUCCUUCCGCCAACGCUGGCGGCCGGUGGCCCGGCGGACGACUUCUCCGUGUCGGCGAGUCCACUCCAGCGGAUGGCGUCGAUCACGAACUCUCUGAUCACGCAGCCGCCGGUCACGCCACACCACACGACCCAGCAGCGCCCGCUGAAAGCCAUCCUGCCGCCCAUCACCCAGCAACAGUUUGACCUCUACAACAACCUCAACACCGAGGACAUCGUGCGGCGCGUCAAGGAGUCCCUGUCGCAGUACUCCAUCAGUCAGCGGCUGUUUGGUGAGUCCGUCCUGGGUCUUUCCCAGGGAUCCGUGUCGGACUUGUUGGCGCGACCCAAACCCUGGCACAUGCUAACGCAGAAGGGCCGUGAACCGUUCAUCCGCAUGAAGAUGUUCCUGGAGGACGAAAACGCCGUGCACAAGCUGGUCGCCAGUCAGUACAAGAUUGCGCCGGAGAAGCUGAUGCGGACCGGGAACUACAGCGGAACCCCGCAGUUGCCGGCCAUGCUCCAGAAGCAGAUGCCACCGAUGCCGAAGAUGCUGAGCGACUCGAUCAGCAAGCUGCAGCAGGACCAGAAGACGCUCCUGCAGCUCCAGAUCUCGCAGAUGCAGCAGCAGCUCCCGCAGCAGGCGGCGGCUCAGGCGGCUCAGGCGGCUCAACACCAGCACCAGCUGGCGGCGGCUGCUGCCGCGGCGGCCGCCGCUCAUCACGCCGCCCAAGCAGCCGCUCAUCACGAGCGGCAGCAACAGCAGCCGCCGAUGCCCCCCUCGCAACCUUCGCCCCGGCCACAGCAGCCGUCCCCGCAGACGAUGCUACUGACGCCGCCGGGAAUCCCGCCCCAGCACGCCAUCGCCCUGCAGGCGGCCGGUCCAGGGGUGCUGCAUGGCGGGCCGCCGGUCGACAAGAAGCAACACUCCUCGUCCUCCUCUUCCACCACCUCCUCUUCGGCCCCGAUCCUGAUGCCGAUCCACUCGCCGGUUCCGGUCCAACUCCGGGAACCACAGCACGGCGGCACUCCGGGACCCCCAGGAGGCGGCCCCCCCGGCGGUGGCCACCCGGUCAACGCGAUGCGGGGCUCCCUCCACCAGCACAUCUCGCCCACCGUGUACGAGAUGGCGGCCCUUACGCAGGACCUCGACACGCAGGUCAUCACGACGAAGAUCAAGGAGGCGCUGCUGGCGAACAACAUCGGCCAGAAGAUCUUCGGCGAAGCGGUCCUCGGGUUGUCGCAGGGCUCCGUGUCGGAGUUGCUGUCGAAGCCGAAACCCUGGCACAUGCUCAGCAUCAAGGGCCGGGAACCGUUCAUCCGGAUGCAGCUCUGGCUGAGCGACGCCAACAACGUGGAGCGGCUCCAGGCACUCAAGAACGAGCGUCGGGAGGCAAGCAAACGGCGCCGCUCGACGGGACCGGGCGGAGCGCAGGACAACAGCUCGGAUACGAGCAGCAACGAUACGUCGGAGUUCUACCAUUCGAACUCCCCGGGACCGGGAUCGGUUGGAUCGGCCUCCGCUUCAGCAUCGGCUGCGCCGCCCAACAAGAAGCAACGGGUCCUGUUCUCCGAGGAGCAGAAGGAAGCGUUGAGGUUGGCGUUUGCCCUCGAUCCGUACCCGAAUGUGCAGACCAUCGAGUUCCUGGCCAGUGAGCUCGGGUUGUCGACGCGCACCAUCACCAAUUGGUUCCACAACCACCGGAUGCGGUUGAAGCAGCAGGUGCCCCAUGGCCAACCCUCGGAGCCGAUUCCGUCGCGUGAAAACCAAUCCGGAGCGCCCUUCGAUCCGGUCCAGUUCCGGGUGCUCCUAAGCCAGCGGCUGAUGGAGCUGCAGAAGGAGCGCCUGGGACUGUCCGGAAUGCCCCUUCCGUAUCCGCCUUACUUUGCGGCGGCGGCGGCCGCCGCCGCUUCCAACCCGAGCAAUCUGGCCGCCCUGAUUGCGAGCAGGGCGGGUGGCUUCCUGCCGGGGGAGGCGGAUCUGGCCGCCCUGAACAAAGCGGUCAGCGAGCAGAUGUCGGGAUUGGACCUUUCGAUGCCGUCGUCACUGAAGCGCGAAGGGGAUGACGAUUACGAGGACGAUGAGGAAGCGGGCAGUGGUCAUAUGAGUGACUCCGAGUCGCUCGACGGGUCGAUGGGUAGCAAGCGGGGAGGCCAUCACCACCACCACCAGCAUGAUGAGCACCACCACGGGAUCACCGUCCCGGGGACGCCCCUCUCGCUGGCCAGUCUGCAGGCGAUGGCGAGGAUUAACCGCCGCAAACCGGCCGCCCCGCAGUGGGUCAAUCCGGACUGGCAGGAUGGGACUGGCGAGAAGGCUGGAGCCGGCGGCCUGGGAAAGCCCGGCGGCGGUGACGCGGCCAGCGAGGCCAUCAUCAACGGGGUCUGUGUGUUGCAGCCGCCCGACGGCGUUCCGUCGGUGCAGCAGCGGUUCGCCGCCGCAAUGGCGGCGGCUGCGGCGGCUGACGACGACGAAGAUGAGGAGGAUGGCCGGCGGGGGGAGGAUGCAACGGGUGCCGGGGCGGGUAGCAGAUCGGGCAGUCCGGCCACCCAGCAACCGUCAGCGUCGCCGCCGCCACCGUCGAGUGUGACCGUCAAGAAGGAGAUCCUCGAUCAGGACUCGGGCACGGCGGGCGCGGCCGAAGCGGCCCCCACCGGUGACCGGUGGGAGUACUGA
Messenger RNA from Anopheles cruzii, 6234 nucleotides. It is a transcript of the gene cut, whose product is annotated as homeobox protein cut. The coding region runs from base 1 to 6234 and encodes 2077 amino acids. The transcript is spliced from 8 exons. NCBI's taxonomy places the organism in Eukaryota, Metazoa, Arthropoda, Insecta, Diptera, Culicidae. Gene Ontology annotation, biological process: regulation of DNA-templated transcription. Gene Ontology annotation, molecular function: DNA-binding transcription factor activity, RNA polymerase II-specific; DNA binding. The record is from RefSeq and is a predicted model, not a curated record.